CGCAACCUGCGCAUGCGCACCCGCGUCCCGCUGCUGUUUAGCGGUUUCCAGGACUACGAAGCCCAUCGCCCGGCAUUGGAGAGCAAGAAAAUGAAGCUCAAGAGCUUCCUGCUACGGUAUUACCCGCCAGUAUUGCUAAGACUCCUAUUCAGUCGCUGCUGGCGCCACCUGCAGGGAGCAGAAGGAAUUAUGUUGGAAUAUGAAAAAAGUGGAGAAUUAAAGACUAAGUCCAUAGAUUUGCUUGAUCUUGGUCCCAGUACGGAUGUCAGUGCUUUAGUGGAAGAAAUCCAGCAGGCAGAACCUCUAAUCACAGCUUCACGAACAGAGCAAGUGAAACUUUUGAUACAGAGGUUACAAGAGAAACUUGGCCAGCACAGCAACCACACAUUCUAUCUUUUUAAGGUUCUCAGAGCACAUAUAUUGCCACUGACUAAUGUUGCACUUAACAAAUCGGGCUCAUGCUUUAUCACAGGAAGCUAUGAUCGGACGUGCAAGCUCUGGGACACUGCAUCCGGAGAGGAGCUGAACACCCUGGAGGGCCACAGGAAUGUGGUUUAUGCCGUAGCAUUCAACAAUCCUUAUGGUGACAAAAUUGCCACUGGGUCCUUUGAUAAAACUUGUAAACUCUGGAGUGUAGAGACAGGACAAUGUUACCAUACCUUCAGGGGCCACAGAGCAGAAAUAGUGUGUUUGUCAUUUAACCCUCAAAGCACGUUGGUGGCAACUGGAAGUAUGGACACAACAGCCAAAUUGUGGAACAUUCAGAAUGGGGAGGAAGUUCUUACCUUAACAGGACAUUCUGCGGAAAUCGUCUCCUUGUCAUUUAACACCUCAGGAGAUAGAAUCAUGACUGGGUCUUUUGAUCAUACAGUUAUAGUGUGGGACGCUGGUACGGGAAGGAAGGUACAUACCUUAAUUGGUCAUUGUGCUGAGAUUAGCAGUGCCUUAUUCAAUUGGGAUUGCUCUUUAAUAUUAACUGGCUCUAUGGACAAAACCUGCAUGCUGUGGGAUGCUACAAAUGGAAAAUGUAUGGCAACCUUAACAGGCCAUGAAGAUGAAAUACUAGACAGCUGCUUUGAUUACACUGGCAAGCUUAUUGCAACUGCUUCAGCCGAUGCCAUAAAAGAAGAAACAUUGCCAUUUGUGACAAUAUGGAUGAACCUGGAGGAUUUACAUAAAAUAAACCAGACACGAAAGGACAAAAUACUGUAUGAUAUGUAUGAUAUAGUUUGAUGUGAAAUCUAAAAAAGUUGAACUCAUGAAGAUGGAGUUGGAGCAUGGCUACUAGGGGUCAAGGGGUGUGAAAAAAUGGGGAGAUGUUGGUCAAAGGGUACAAACUUUAAGUUGUAAGAAGAACAGGUUCUGAGGAUCUAAGAUAUAGCAUGGGUGGUGGUGGAUGUGCUAAUUAACUUGAUUUUGAUGUCAUUACACACUGUAUAUAAAAUCAUCAUACUGUACAAUUUGAAUAUAUAUAAUUUUUGUUUGUCAAUAAUAAAAAUGUAAAAUAGAACUUAUAAGAAGACUUUUUUAAGACAGCAGUUCUCCUUUUUUAUUCAAUUAAUAAUUGCGUAACUUUAUUCCCUGUAUGCCUCAAAAUCUCUAAUAAAGAUUAUAUUUGCUGAGUAGACAAACUCAAAGUUGUAGAACCUAGAUAUGUGAUUUGCUGGCUGAGGGAUUAUGAGCAAGGAUUUUAUUUUUACUUAUUAAUUUUUAAUUUUACUUUAAGUUCUAGGAUACAUGUGCAGAAUGUGCAGGUUUGUUGCAUAGGUACACAUGUACCAUCAUGGUUUGCUGCACCUAUCAACCCAUCAUCUAGGUUUUAAGCACCUCAUGCAUUAGGUAUUUGCCCUAAUGCUCUCCCUCCCCUUACCCUCCACUCCUGGACAGGGCCUGGUUUGUGAUGUUUCCUUCCCUGUGUCCGUGUGUUCUCAUUGUUCAACUCCCACUUAUGAGUGAGAACAUGCAGUGUUUGAUUUUCUGUCCCGUGUUAGUUUGCCGAGAAUGAUGGCUUCCAGCUUUUUUCAUCCAUGUCCAUGCAAAAUCAUGAACUAAUUCGUUUUUAUGGCUGCAAGGAAAUUCUUCUAUAAAAAAAUUCUGGCAAAAACGAAACACCUUGUGACUAACAUUCUUUUAACUAGUCACAUAUCCUUAUGUUAUAAUCAGGUAUAGAAUUUUAUUGGUGAUGUAUUGUAAUUAUACAGUAUUUCAUUGUCUCUCUUCAAAAUUACAUUUGCAUGCUUGCUGUCCUACUCACUAGGACUUUUCAAAGGUGAUCCCUUGCUCAUGCAUAAGUCUUCCUUAUACCCUAGAAUGAAAAUAUCCUGAGGUUGGAGAAUUUUAUUUUUUAAAAUAACUAUUUACUUUUAUUAUCUUCUUAUAGGUUCUGGCUUUUAAUAAUCAUAGCUUAACUGUAAUUAGUCUACCCUUUUCAUUUUAAAUAUCAUUCUUAUUGAUAGAAAGACUUGAAAGACUUAAUGAUAUGCACUAAAAUAUCUACUUUGUGCCAGGAAUUGUUUUAGGAAUAUGGGAUAUUUGAGUGAACAAAAGAGAUAGAAAUCCCUGCCUUUGUGGAGUUACGUUGUGAAGGGGGAGGCAGACCAUAUGUAAUGCCAUACUCGUAUCUUAUACGGAAUGUUAGAUUAUGUGGAAUGUUCGACUUUGUAAAAUGCUAGAAGUUGGUCCACAUUAGGAGGAGGUAAAAAGGCAGAAUUGAAGAAUCAGGAUUCUUAGGGGGAAUUAGAUUAAAAUCAAGCUCAAUUCUAGUUUUGUUUUCUCUAUAAUCUGUCAUUUGCUCUGGCCAUGGUAAUUUUAUUCUUCCUUUGUUUAAUAAAACAUUCCUUUGAAAAUAUCUUUUUUUUUCUUUUCUCAUGUUUUGUAAACCUUUUCUCAUUGUAUGUUUCCUAGAAAGUCUUGAUGCUUAGAAAAACCUUUUAAAAUUUAUCUCUGGUCUUUGCUCCUAAUUCCCUUCUUAAAAUUUAGAUCUCAUCCAACAGUUACCUGUGCAGCAACAUCUAUGUGUGUAUGUAUAUAUGUAUAUAUAUAAAUAUAUGUAUUUAUACCCUUUUUCUUCUUCAUUGGAAUUAUUCUCAAGGCUGUUUUUUUGUUUCUUUAGUUGUAUUCCUAUCUGUAAAAAAAAUUACAGUGUUGCAGGCUAUAUUAUUUCUGAGUUUUCUGAAGUUUAGAAAUAUAGUUAUAUAAAAUUAAGAGUAUAGAUCUAUGCAGGACAUUCUCGUUCAUGUUAUUGACUCUGAAAACAAAUUGGUCACUUCCCUUUAAGGCUUUUGAAAUGUCCAACUAAAUUUCAAGUUAUAUAUUUUUAAAUCACAUUAAUUCUAAAUAGAGAGUUUUAUUUUGUGUACUUCCUUGUGAAGUUGACAUUAUCAGAAAGGCAAGUAAAAAUUUGUUAAGAUAUUUUACUUGUCUCUGGAUAUAAAUCAAGUAACUACAAUUUUGUGUCCUUGCUAUAUCUGACUAGUAUGUAAUGCUAUAAUUACAGAUUUAAAAAAGCAGCCUUCAUCUGGCAAGGCAAAUUGUAACUUUUCUUCCAACACAAAUUUUACUACUCAUGUUUUUCUCUUUCAAUACUUAUUUAACUUAUUCAUCCUUUACUUCUAAGGAAAUGUCCAUAGUACUUAUUCCAUCAAUUUCUCUAUCCAUCAUCCAUCCAUCCGCCCACCCAUCUGUCCAUCCAUCCAUCCACACAUCUGUCCAUCCAUCCAUCCUUCCAUCCAUCCAUCUGUCCAUCCAUCCACACAUCUGUCCAUCCAUCCAUCCUUCCAUCCAUCCAUCUGUCCAUCCAUCCAUCCACACAUCUGUCCAUCCAUCCAUCCAUCCAUCCAUCCAUCCAUCCAUCCAUCCGUCCACACAUCUGUCCAUCCAUCCAUCCAUCCAUCCAUCCAUCCAACAGCUAUUUAUUGAAUGGCUACUAUAUGUUUGGCACUUUUGGCUGCUGGAGGCAGAGGAGGAACAAAGCAUUCUAUUAGCUUUUUUUGUGGAAAAGGGUUUUUGGAGCCUGUUCUUUACCUGUUGAGUAGCGGCCGAUGCUCCUUCUUAGAAUGUUCCUUGUGCACCUCACAGAAACUCAGACUCACACCUGGUGUAUCAUGCUGGUCUUGCUGCUUAUUUCAUCACCUGCCUCUUGAAACUUGCUUUAAUUCUUCUUUUUCUCUUAAAGUUUUUUCUUUCUGGAUUCCUGUUUCUUACUCUCUUUUCUACCUUGGAAUGUACUGUUUCUUCUAAUAAGCUCAGGACUAGAGAGAAGCUUCCUUUCACCCUCUCCUGCAGUAGGACCAGCUGGCAUUUAGAAUAUUAACUAUCUGGCUCUCACCACAGGCAAGAAGACUAACUAGCACAGAGCUCAUGUGUCAGAGGGAUAGAUAUUUAUACAAUGCCAGGUCUUUUAUCCAAAGUUCUGUAUUUAACAUGAAUUUAUAUGUAUCCUCACC
This is a messenger RNA of Callithrix jacchus (white-tufted-ear marmoset), 4445 nucleotides long. It is a transcript of the gene DAW1, whose product is annotated as dynein assembly factor with WD repeats 1. Gene Ontology annotation, biological process: mRNA splicing, via spliceosome; iron-sulfur cluster assembly. NCBI's taxonomy places the organism in Eukaryota, Metazoa, Chordata, Mammalia, Primates, Cebidae. Gene Ontology annotation, molecular function: protein binding; U4 snRNA binding; U6 snRNA binding. Gene Ontology annotation, cellular component: cytosolic [4Fe-4S] assembly targeting complex; U4/U6 x U5 tri-snRNP complex. The record is from RefSeq and is a predicted model, not a curated record.